ACACAUAAACAACACAUCCUACCCCACAUUACAAUUCCACCCGUAUAACAUGCAAUAUUUUCAGCUAAAAGAGAGGGAAAAAAACCUCGCAUCGAUCGAGAUCUGCAAGUGUAUGUUGCCAAGCAACGCGUCAAAUUUUGAAACAGGCUAUAUUGAGACAGAUGCAGUGACAUUGGCUUCGUGCCAAAAUUUGUAACGGCAGUGAGGUGGGGGGAGGGGAUGCGGGACGGGGUGGAUGGGUGGGUGGGUUGAUUGGAUGGGUUUAUGAAAGAAAGGGAACUGGGUGGAAGGGAGGAAAAACGACCGGAGAAGGGGUGGGUCAAGAGUGAAGGGUGGAUUGGGGGAAAUUGCAGCGUUGAGAAAAAGGGAUUGUUGAUGAGGGACAGGCCGUAGCACAAAUAGUAACCACCUCGGCUCUCACUUCCCCUUGAGGGUGGGUAGGAGUUGUAGAAUAACAAUCGCAAAUUAGUUGUAUGAGCACAAAAGUGGGAAAUAAGCUGUUCUGGUUUGAGAGAGGAGCGAACGAGUGCAAAAACAAAUGUUCAGAUUUACACCCCUUUAAAAAAGUCAGAUGCAUAUGUGCGUUUAUACUUGUGUGUAUGUGUGUGAAAUAAUUUGCUAGCAUUUGUGGCACAUUUUUUUUUUUUGGAGAAGCAAACAAUGAAAGACGCGAGAAAAAUAGUUGAGUAACCUAAUUUUGCAAACUUUUAAAUGUUUAACUUGUGUGAAGUCCGUAAGCAGCUGCAUUCCUUCAUGUUCUUGAAAAUGGUCUUAAAUUUUAUAGGAGCUAUGUUAGGGAUUUGCAGAUUAACAAGCACAAAGUUCAAUGCAUGGGAAGGAAGGCACAGACGCUAACAUACCCACCCACAUUCUCAGUAGCCAGGCCUAGAUUGUAUGCAAAUUAUUUUCUUUGCUUCAUGUUCAUUCACGAAACUGCCCAUACAUUUCAGAGCUGGAACGAGACCGACUUAAUUUAUGUGUAUACAAAGAGAUUUAACCCAAGACGUAACUACUUAGUAAGGCUUUGUUGAUUUGGUAUAUACUUUUUUACAGUCCAACAUAAUAUACUGUAGUGGUGUGCUGGACGUUUCCCUCUCACAUCCUACUUUGUGCCUGAUAACAUAGCAGGCUUACCUGGGAUGAGCAGACAUUUACUGCCAAGAUAAAUGGUUAGCAGGGAACUAUCACCUGUAUUUGAGCUGCAUUGAGGUGAAGCGAUAACUGAACAUUUCCCAGAAAACCAGAAGCGCGUUUAAAUUUCCAAUCAACAACCGUUCACUGGCUGUCGAGUAAAAACGAACUGUAAUUUGUGUGCAGAAGGGCUGGGGUGGGCUGGGGGAAAUAACAAUUCUUGGGUGAAUGAAAGAAAAAUUAAACUACCAUUUUUUUUAUGGUUCGUCAUCGGACGUUGCGCUUAUCUUCUGCAGAAAUGAGGUGAACAUGGUGACGAGGCCAAGGGUACGGAGUAAAAAAAAAAAAUCUGCGGGGAGAGGAUGGUAUUAAAAAGAAGAAAAAAAAAAAAAGAAAGACGCGAGCUUGUUGUUGCUACCCGCGAUAAAUAAACACCACGUGUUUGGAUUUAAUUAAGCUCUGUGUUGUUGGUGUUGGGUUGAGUACACACAUGGAGCUUCCCCCCUUCUUCUGCUGACAUCGGCACCUCUCCCUCACGCUUCUUGUUUGAUAUGUUACAGAUCGUUCACAGCCACACGCUUCCCACUUUGUCAGGCGCCCACAGGGAGGGGGAGAGGACUGACCACAGUUUAAAAAAAAAAAAACCACCCACCCCCAUCAACCCCGCAAAAUGUCAAUGCGUAAGAGCGGUUAAUAUUUAAUUUUUAAAUAUGAAAUAGUUGACGGAUGUCAUGCACGGAGCUCUCACGCACGCGCGCGCGCCCACACUCAUAAAGAGAAGUUAAAAGCAUAUCGACGUGCGGACACGCAAUGUCCAGUCGGAAAGUGUAGCACGCAGCAGCGCGGGUAGGUGGGGGAGGCGGCACUGUGCCUCCAGAGAAAUUAAAAAAAAAAAAAAUGAAAGAAAAAAAAAAACGGCCAAGAAAAAAAAAGUAUUGAUGCGUUGAAUUUUUCUCCCCUUCCCUUCCCAGCACACUCACUCUGGGUCAUGAAGGCUUUAUGAUUAAAGGGUUUGCUCAGGCCUGCCUUUUUUUUUUUUAAAAAAAAGCUUGCUGCUAGGAAAAGCAAUAGGCACACACAAUCAAGGUCUCUCUUUUCUCUCUCCCUCGUUCUCUCUCUCCCGCUCGCUCUCUCACGGGCUCGACGUUCAGUGGCCUACAUGUUAAACAGACGUUGCAGAUGGAAUAUUUGAACGCACGACCAAGCGACAUUUCUGUGGUGUUUUUUUUUUUUAAUCUUAAGAAAAGGAUUUCAUGUCUGGCCGACCGGCAGAUGAUUUGGAUAGACCGACCACUCACCAGCGCUGCGCACUGUCGGACGACGGCGUUGGUGCCGUGUUGUGUCGGCGCCUUACCGUAGGGCAGGACUGCAGUAGUUUUUUUGGGGAAAAAACUGAAACAGGAGGAGUUUUAAAAAAAAAUGGAGGUUCUUUUUUCUUCUUCUCGUUUCUUGUUCGCCGGUGACCUCGGAUUGUUGGUGUGCGUGUGUGGCUGCAACUUCGAGCAGUGUUGUGAUAAACAUCGUUCGUCAGAUGGCAGCAUCGCCUGGCAUUUCGCCCCAGUCCAGUGCUUUAUUAAACGUCUUGGAAGCGCUGUGGAUUCCAGUUGAAUUGGCAAUUCAUUGUCUGGGAGACUGAGUGUUUGGGUGUAUUGCUCCAUGCUCUUCGCCGAGUUUCUUUCCUGCUGUUGUAUUGUUUGAAAAAAAAAAAAAGGAUGUGAAGAAUACUCGCCGGAGAUCCGACACUAAGACUGCCUAGUCGUAGGAACAGAAAUAUACGGCGCGAAUCUCAGUAAUAUUUAGUGCUGGGCAUUCGUUUUUGAAAGUGUAGUGUGAUGGGUGCAAGCCGAUAAGGUAAUUAAAUGAAGAGUCGUUACUGGUGACCUGUAAAAAAGAACGCCAGCGUCUUUUGUCUACCGAAGGAUCGGCACGGGGUUUUUUUUUUAUGUUGGGGAUGAACGCGUUUCGAAAAGCAGAGAAUAUUCUAGAAACUUCAGGACCGCAAUGGACCCGUACUUUGAGAACUUUAAAGUCUUUCUUGCCUAUUGGCUUAUGUCUACCAGCCGUGGCGAGUUGUCGGACGUGCUGCCAAUGGGUGGCCAUGAGCCGUUGCCGCCACAGGGUCUGCAGCUGCAGCCGCCCAUCCACCACCAGCACCAACACCAGCACCAGACCCACCAUCAUCAGCACCAGGCACCAUCGCACGGUCAUCACCACCAGCAGUUGCAAAGCCCUCACGACCAGCAGCAGCAGCAGCAGCAACAACAACAGCAGCAGCAGCAGCAGAAGCUCGAGCACGACCCUCAUCACCAACAGCAGCAGCAGCAGAAUGCCCAGCCCUUGUCGCUUCUACCCAGCCCCGUCCGGCCAUCACUUGUCCCAGUCACCGUUGCACACGCAGAGCGUUGGCAGCCAGAGCGACAUCAGCGUGGACAUCGCCUCCACGUCGCAGCGAGCGCACGUCUGCACGACCUGCCUGAAGGGCUUCCGCAGCAAGCAGCAGCUAGCUCAGCACUCCCUGGUGCACAGCAACAUCCGCAAGUACACCUGCACCUACUGUGAGCGCGCCUUCAAGCAGCUGUCCCACCUCCAGCAACACACGCGCAUCCAUACAGGUGAGCAGUCUUCGGAAAAAAAUGAGGAACGCAGGUACUCCUGCAGUUACUGUGAACGGGCGUUCAAACAACUGACCCACCUCCAGCAACACACUCGCCUGCACACAGGUGAAAAGCCUUACAGCUGCAAAAUGGAGGGCUGCGAGCGAGCCUUUGCACAGCUGUCUAACUUGCAGCACCACAUGCGCAACCAUGAAGACCAGGUGAAGAAGGAAGCAACUCGUAUCCACAAGUGCCUGAUCUGCCAUCGUUCAUACACCAAUGAAAGCAGUCUCCGUGCCCACACACUAAAAAUGCAUAUCCACAUCAAGCAAGUAACAGAGGAUGGACAGGCUUCGGAGGCUCCACCUGUGAAAAAGCGGAAGAAGAAGAAGCAAAAACUCUAUACUGUCCCUUCCAUGGUCCCUCUUAGUUCUUCACAUGAUAAUCAUGAUCGUGCUGGCACAAAUGCAAAAAAACAAACAUCAGAGUCCUCUUCAGAUGAUGAUUUGAUCAUUAUUGGAGAGAAAAAUGAAAAAGAAGACGAGGCCAGAAUUGCAGGAAUGCCUCGCACGUUAGUGGAAUCCUUGAACUAUUAUGAGCGAAGCUUGACAGGUCGCAAUCUUCAAGAUGCAAAUGUUUCCAGUUCGAGCCAGUUUGGUAGUCAGCAGAGUGGAAGUCUUGGUUCAGGUAAUGAAGGGAGUGGGCUGAGGGGCAGCAGGUUUGACCCUGGCCGAGCAGGAAGCUUGGGUUUGCAUAAUUUGAUGACUCUGUCUGGGAUGGAAACAUCUGUCAUGUCAGGCCAGCAUCCCGAGAUGAUUGAACGAGCAGCGGCUGCAGCCGCUGCAGCUGUGUCCAGCCAGAUCCACAACCUCAGCAGCCACGGGCACACAGGCAGCAGCACUUCAGAUGGAGGUGUGCUUGCCAGUCACGGCCAUUCUCAGACACCCCACAGCCAACUUACGUCCAAGAGCAGCAACAAUGGAGGGGGCAACAGUGAUAUGGCCCCUACUCGCAGUCCAACCCCAACAGGUCCGCUCCAUCCCCUUGACAUGGUGGGCAUGGGUGGGGCACAGUAUGGUAGCCAGAACCCUUAUGUGUCAGCCUCCCAGAUCAUGGAGGCCCACCUGCGUAGUCAGCUACCACCUAUGGGGCUACAGGUGGUUCAUGACCAGUACCCAGCACACUCCUCCACUCCUUUGUCGUCUGUCAGUGCUCUUUCUCAUCAUGCUCGCUUUUUGAGCCCCAGAGGCAUGGGGGAACUUUCCAUGCCAUAUGGGUCACACAUAUCAACAGCAUCAUCCUUGCACUCAUCAACAGCCACCAGCAGCCACAUGAGCCUAUCUACAAUUCAGCAUGGCAGUAAUCGCUCUCCAACACUUAUUGGCUCACCUCAGCAUGUGUCAGAAUCCUUGAACUUCAGCUCGUAAGUUUUUACAGAGCUACAAGGUGACAGUCUUUUAUUUUUUUAUUUUCAUGGGUUGGUGGGGAAGUGGGGGAAGAAAAAGGAAUGCAAUUGUUUUUAAAUGAUGAAAGAUUACUUUUUACUUUUGCUUGGAGGAAGUUUUUGAAAUACCUUAAAUUGAUAAUCCAUUUCACAUUCAUAUUCAAUCUGAUAUGGAGUGGUUUAUAUGGCAGAAUAAAGCAGUGUGUAAGAUAAAGACUAGAAAAUCAAAGAUGGAAGUGGUGUGCUUGUUUUUUGUUUUGGUUUUUUUAACCAAGGGAGAUAAUUUCUGCACUUCAGUGGUGGGAGAAUUCAUGGUGUGCUUGUGGAAAUACAUGUUUGCCAUCAGUGUUAUUUUAAAACAUUUCACCAGUUCUUGUUACCUUCAAGAAGACAAGAGUGUGACAUCAUUUGACUGUGGUAUUUUAUGUGCUUUUGUAUCACUUUAGAGACUGUAAAAUGUAAAGAAUGGCAUAUAAUUUUAUAUGGCUUUCCUGCACUGUACUUCAUUCAAGUCAUUAAUGCUGAUUAAAAAAAGUAAUCGAGAAAAUUGCUACCACCAGGAACUGGACUUAUUGUCCAUGUGAGCACUGCAAAAGGCAGGUGUGUCAAGCAGUGUAACAGACAUCUGCUGAUAAUGUUGUUUGAAAUUUUGGUUACAUCCAGUAGUUUUUGAUAAAUGGAGUAGUCCUGUUUAUUGGCAGCUUGUGUUGGGCCAUAAGAGUGCCAUCAGUGUAGAGGUUAGCUACACACAGGUGAAACUUCAUUGAUGUACAAAAGUACAUCAUGUUAGUGUUUGUAUAGUUUUUAGGCAUGACAUACAGCUGAUACAUUUAUUGCAUGUUAAAAGUGGUGCACCUUGUUUUAUUUAAUUUUUUAUAUAUACAUAUAUACAUUUUUUUUUUUUUGCUUUGCUGAGUGAUUUAGUAGUGUAACACAAUAGUACAAUGAAGCGUGUUGUGACUUUCCCCUCAUUUUUUUUCCCUCUUUUUCCUUAUAGUCACACAAUCAUUUCUGCCUUAAAGAGUGUUGACAUAGAAUUGGGAUUUCACAGUAAUAGCAAGACUGAUCAGUACACACAAGUUUUGGAAACUACCUAAAAUUCUUAAUGUUCCAGUUUGCUCUUGAUGUAGGUUUUAUUUAUUUUUUAAACUUUUAAUUGCUAAUUCUCCAAUUUGUCAUCUGCCUUGAAGAGAGAAUAGUUGAAGACAGGGUUGGGAAUCUUUCCUAAAUUCGUUGUUGUCUUUGAUUCUCUAUGCCUGUAGUAUUGUUAGUUACCAAUGUUACAUUUUACAGUAAAGAAAAUUAAUUUGCAGAGCUCACGUGCUCAGCUUAGAAACAGAUUGUAGUUACCUCGACUCAUCCCGUGGCAAAAAAAAAAAAAAAAGGCAUUUUUGUUUCUUAAUAACAAAAAAAACCCCACCACAAGCUGUGCUAUUGUACAUAUGGGAAAAUAAAUGUGUGCUUGUUUAUUUAGGUUUGACUGCAUGCACACAUCCCUUUCUCUCAUGCAUGUGUGCAUGUUGACACACAUUCAUAGAGUCUUGGCAUCAGCAGUCUUUUGGAGCAUUAAAAGAUAGUAAAUAUGUUAUUGAAUAGCCAAUAGAGUAAUUCUGCCUUCAUUUUGCUGUCAAUCCUACUUAUUUGCACAGUUCUUGACAAAGGCCUGUUGUAUCAUCAGUCCUUUUCCAAGCUUCUUUCUAUUUUGUUACUCCAUCUAAACUGUAAAUAUAUUGUGAAGGGCCAGACCACCACAGUCUCUGGAUUAGAGCGGCCAGAUAAAUCUGUAGCAGAAUACAUGAGCCAGCAGCAAAAUUAAUCUGUUAGAUUGGUACAAAAUGUAGUUUAAGGAUUUCAAGAGCAUAAAAUGUCAGGUUUUGAAAGUUACAUACUCUGUAUUCUUCAGGAUUAGCAUCUGUCUCUGGUUGCCUAUUUGUGGCUUCAGUAAAUGAGGAGGAUUACAGUCCGUUGGACACAUGCAGAGAGAUGAGGUUUAUUACAGGGAGCAGUAUCUUUACUGCAUGCCACACUAGGAGAUCAGGAAGAUUACAGGGUAUGGUAGAGCUGUAAAAUGUCACAGGUAGAAAAAAAAAAAGGAAGGAAACUUGUACAGGGUAUUUUGAACCUGAUCAUGGUUGUAGUCGCUCAUCAUGCAUGCUAGAAAUCUCUUGGGUUUAAAACUUGAUUUUUACCAGAGUUCUUAAGAGAGUUUUGGUAACAGUUAUUUAAAAGAGAGAAUGAAAGCUUUUCUUUUGUUGUGGGCAGAGAUCAUUAAUAUUGUUGUUAUCCAUUCAUUAUUAAGAUUUGUAAGAUCAGUAACUUCCAAAGUUGUGCCCUGAGAUUUUUUUCCCCCCCUAAUCUACACCAAGUAAGGCUUUGGUCUACAGAGGUUCCAUAGUUAUGGGGUUAAUGUGCUCUGAUUUACAAAGAUUUGAGACAUAGUUUGGCCAGUGACGGAAAAAUUCCCUCUGACUACCAAGCAGUGAUAAAUACCUGCAUUAUUAGUAACGGAAGAAAAGGGUAAAUGAAAAGAGUUAGGUUUCGACAAAUUUUUAUUGUAGAUUUGGGAGUAGGAAGUAAUUGUGCAUGUUCUCUAUAACUGUAGCGAUAAAUAUUUGUUAAUAUCAUUGUGACUUUUAGUGGGAACUGUUAAGAUAUUUACCAUGUAAAUUUUACGCUUUUUUUUUGGUGAAUCUUUUUUUGUUUAUCACUAAAUGGUUGCCAAGGAAGAAAAAGUACAAAAGAUUGUUACUGCUGUUGGUAUCCAUUAUCAAAUUUCAAAUCUCUGUGAUAGUAGUAGGUGAAAAAUAUAAAGACGUUUAUCAAAAUGAUAAAAGUAAUUAUGUUUGACCAAGCAGACCAAUUCUUUUAUUUUCAGUUUGUAGAAUAAUUGGGUUGUCGCUAUCCUGUCAUUUUAUGGUAAAGUGGUUUUAAUAAUUUGCUUCAGUUUACUUUAGCCUUGUGUAUUUGAUAUGCAAUGUUGUUUUCCUAUUUAUAAGGUGAUUUAUAGUUGAAAGGCUACUAAGUUUAUAAUUAAGGCUGGCAAAUAUUUUACCGUACCAGCUUACCAGUUUUCAUUUUAAAAAGUUGCUUAAGCGUACUGGUUGAUGGUUAUCAAAGAUCAGGAAUUUCUGCCUGUUACUUUUACAGCACUUUAAUCACAGUGAAAAAACAAUUUUUGGUGGAUGCUCAUGAUUUUGCUUUUAAAGAUUACUGUAGUAAUGCUAAAAUGAUUGUGUGCUAAGAAAUUAAUUUUGGCAGGCAGAGUAUUGUCCCCUUUGCAGAAGGCCAGCUGUUUAUCACUUGCUGUCAGAUGUUGGAUUUCUCAUUAUUGUUGCAUUGGUUUUUUUUUUUAAAAUUUGCUUUAUGGAUCUGACAUUUUGGAAAAUACUAAACCAAAAAAAAAUUUAUUAGUGCUGCUUACAUAGUUUGUAGUGCUUAUUGUUACAAUUGAUUCCAAAUUAUUUUAUCAUCUGUUUGCUGGAAAUUGUUCUGCUUUCAUUUGUGUUUAAGUGUUGCUGCUAUAGAACAAAUCAUUAGGAUGUGUAAAAGUGAUUAUUGUCAUGUUUGUCAGAAGCAUAGAAACAGACAAAAAGUAGUAAAAUUAAUUUAGCGACAGAAUUUGGGAAGCGGUAUCAAAAUAUUAGCGGGUAAAGUGUGGUGCUUGUCAGGUAAGUUACACAGUCAAACAUGCUGGUCUCCUCCUAGCAAUAAAAGCAAGCAAAACCAGUUUAUUACUGUACACUAGAUAACAUUUUCUUUAUAAUAAUAUUCCAUGUUAAUCAUUAUGAUGUUAAAUAUACAGCCAAGGACUUUAAUCUCUUUAUGUAUCUUAAAAACAAAAUAACAAAUUUAUCAUUAGAUAAAGUGGAAGAAAAAUUUGAAGUCUGGUUGCAUGCCAAGAGAAAACUUUAAUCUUUGAUGUGUAAUUUAUUUCCUUUUUAAUCUUACGAAUUGUAUUAUAAUGUGAAAGAAUAUCAUUAGUAGCAUAAAAAGAAUACAAAUAACAAUAGAUGCAAUAAGCAUUUGUAACUUAUAGUUUACAAAAGUGCUGUCGUUAAUGAUGAUCCUAGUGUAAAAGUGUUUGCUUCAUGUGCAGCACAUGAGUGGGCUUAGUUACAUAUCUUCUGUGGCAAUGAAUCUCUUUAUUUUUUUGUGAUUACAGCACUUGAUUAUGUGAUCUCCCUAAAUAUUUUUGAAAAGGAAAACAGAGAGGUUUAAUCUUUCCUUUACAUCUGCUCAGGUUUUAUAGUCUACUUCACAUUUUUAUAUUUUUGACAUAUAGACACAUACAGACUCUGACACAGAUACAUACAAAAACACAUACAUUGGAAUCGAGACUCACAAUAUUAAUUAAAGCUGAUAGAUUUUAUUUUAGCUCAUCCUUAGAAUUUUAUUAUAUGUCAUAAGUUCUUAAGAAUAAAAAAGGAAUAUGAGCAGCCAUAUAAAUCUCUAUACAGCUUUGUUUUUAUCCACCUUUGCAAUUAUUGGACAUGGCAGGUGUUGGAUACUUUUUGUUUUGAGGAAGCAUAACAUGUAUGCCACAAAUGUUAGAGUUUGUGCAGGAAAAUUAACUGUAAAGUGCUUGUGAUUGUGCCAUGAGAAAUUUCAACUUAUUUAAGAUUUAUAGAUUUUAUAUUUGUAAUGGCUGAUGCAUGUAGCAUUUGUAUAAGUGCAAGUAGAGAUUUAUGUAGAAACAUGCUUACCAGGUUUUAGAUGAUGCUUACAGAUUUUACCAUGUGCUAAGGUAGACCUAGAGAGAACUGUGAACAGCAUUCUCCAGCUUCCUUAUGUCUUGCAGGUGUCCUGCUACAAGCAGUCAUCUUAAUGUUGUCUGGCGUUGUACUAUAAGAAAAUCCAACAUGUUCUUGACUUGAACGUUGAGUACAAUAUUGUUUUAAACUGACCUGUUUGCAGUAUAUAUAUUUUGCAACAUUAUUCAUAUGUGUGGGGCAUGAAUGGUAUUGAAACAUUAAAUAAUUGGUAGCAUAAUUGCUUCUUAAAUUUCAAAGAAGUGAUUUUGUGACCGGUUUGAGAUGCUGUCUCGUGCCGAUAACCCCAAUCCAGCUUUGGUAUGUGUGAACCAUGGUAAUCAUUGCCACUGUGGUAGUAUUUUGUUGGUAUUGUUGUAUUUAACUAAUGUUGCCUAUUCAAACUAGACAACUGACACUGUUAGGUUUUUGCCAUGCCUAUGAAGUUCAUUGUAAAUACCCAGUUUCUUGCUCUUCAAAAUGACUUAAAAAUGACAGAUUGAAAAACAAACUAGCACAGAAGGCUUCUGGUGCCUUCAUUUAUGGAAAGCUCUUCAUAAUCAUGUAAUUUUUUUUUCAUUACCACCAUGAUCUUUGUCACUUCUGUGAAUUUAUGAGAAUUUUCUAUCUGCGUAGUGUCAUGUAUACUGUUGUGUAGUAGUCUGGAAUUUAGAUUUCGUAACAUCAUUGAACAUGUGUAUUGCUUUUCAGAAUUUUUUUUAUUUGUGGCAUAUGCUUAUCCAUGUUCAGUGUGACUGAAUGCUAGUGUCUCAUUUUUUUUUUUAACAGUGAUAGGUGCAGAUGUUUAAUUACAGCUCCUUUGCACCAAUUUCUUAGCCUCACAAUUUCCAUUUCUUUCUUCCAUUCUUAUUUUCCUAAUUUCUUCAAGCUGUAUUUUACUGUCCUGUGGAUUUUAUUGUGCAAAGAAUCAUUAGGACUGAUGCAUAAAACACCUGAUGGACAAACUGAAAAGUAAUGAAAAACUGACUUAAAUGCGUAUUAUACUUUAGUGAUUUUUAGCAGCAGCAGGAGUUGUAGCUUAAAGCUCUCUUGCAGAGCGAGACAUUCCAGCUGGCCAUCAUAAAUGCUGCACUUUAUUUUUUUUUUCUGAAUACAGAACAAUGGGGGAUGAAGGGUGGAAAUUAUGAAGAAUGUUGCUAAGCUUGUGCUUUGUAUCGGUAGAUGGUAUUAUCCCCAUUCCGGUGAUGUUUGUGGAAAAGUUGGAUAGCUGUCUUAUUUAUUUAAACAAAUCUGUGGAACACCUUUUUUAAAAAAUUCAUAAAAUUAUACUAGACGGGUGGCAGUAAAGUGCCAUUACUUAUGCUUUUAAGCAUAAUUGUUUGCAAGACUGUAUUAGGUGCACCGGAUAGCUUUAGUAAAACAAUGUAUUUUAGUAGUAAAACAUAAAUUUAAAGAUUAAAAAUAAAACAGAUAUGAGAGUACCUGUUAAAUAUCAAAAUGGAUCAAAAGCCAUUAUAACUUCUGUAUUUGCCAUGUUCAGAUUUACUGUUUCUAAUAAAUACUGUCUGAAUUUCUCCAGGCACUAGGACUAAUAAGUUGUAAGUUCCAUCAUCGCAUGUUUACAUCAAGGGGACAAAGGAGAGCGUGGACAGAAAAUAAAGUUCUCUCCCUUGUAUCAGGUUUUGUAUAAGCAUUCACUGUAAAAUGUUACCAUAGCAACAUGCUUGACAUCAUUCCUGUUAAAUGUUAUGUUUUAGGAUGUUCUGCUACUAUUAACUAUUUGAAUUCUUCAAAAAAGAAAAGCCUUCUCAGGUAUACAACUUGCCAGAGUAUGCUGAAACAAUAGGGUUGGUGGGUUUUUUUUUUCAGUUUCAGCACAAAUUAGCAGGUAGGGGGCGACAGUUUUAGUUUGUCUUUGCCUGCAGCAGCCCAAAAUUGCAGCUACAGAACUGUAAUCAUUAGCAUUUACAGUAAAGUCAAGAAAAUAUACUGAAGUAGAGUAGUAAUAUUCAUGAGGAAGUAAUCUGUGAUGCCAGUGUACAUGUAAUAAUUUCUCAGUUAUCUUAGGUAGUAUAGCAAUUUUUUCAGUCAGCUGUUACUGCAAAAAAAAAAAAAAUCCUGAGAGGUUAAAAGAAGACUUCAUGAGAAUUGUUGUGUUAUUAAAUAAUUUAGAAAACUAAGGCUUAUAAAAAGUCUUAAUUUGCUUUUGCUUGGCUCAUUUGAAGAGUGAAAGAUAGAGCAGUUCACUGUGCUUUUGCACCUUAUUUCUCAAUAGUGGUAGAGCUGCCCAGUUUAUUUUAAACCCUAAAAGUGGUGCCUAGUUUAGGAGAUUUAAAAAAAAAUUAAGAGACCAGUGGAAAGCAAUUGUUAUAGAGUUUUAAAAACAUUCUUAAUAUUAAGUAAAGUUGCUAGUGUUUUGAGAAUCAAAAAAUAGGUGUUUGUGAAGCUUUUUCUUACUGAUAGUAAAAACAACCCUUUAGACCUUGAGGAUGAUAAUUCUUGAUCACAUCCAGUUUCAAUUAUUUUUUUUACUCCACUUCAGCAGCAGCAGUAUACAUUCCACAUGUAGAGUAAAACAGCUUUUCUAUACACUAAGUUAGAAAUAAAAGGUAGCCCCAUAACAUUUCAGUAGUUGGGAAUGAGGUAUUUACAUUUUCAAAAUGUAGUUCAAAACCACCGUCCAGCUAAGACAUUUCAUUCUGAGAAGGGAGUCUCCUGUCAUGAGCAAAUAUUUUAAGAAAGAGGAAGGGUGGAAGGAUGUAUUAUAUUUGCAAAACAUUUAAAAGCCAGGUGCAUUUGUUUAUAUGCUGAAGGAUCUAAUGCUUUUAACAUUCGUUGUAUGAUAGAGAGAUCAUGAGUGAAAAGAUGGCAGUGUAUGUCAUAUUGUUAUCGUCACAGGUACAAUAAUUGUGUUUUAGUGAAUGUGAUGUAUUUUCCUAUUCUGCUCCAUAGCAAAGUUGCUGUUUAUAUACUCAAAUAAAUGCUUUUGUAUUAAACAUUCAAGUAGUGGGGAUCAAUAGGUUUGCUAACAGAAGAUUAUUUUUGAUUGACAACAGUUAACAGAGUUUAAAAAAAAUUACUGUUUAUUAAUAAUUUAUGCAAAUAUUGUUUUUAAGCUUUGGGAGGACUGGGAGUAGUCGUGAUUACACCAUCAUUAACUUGUAGGGUCAGAGUUGUAAAAGAGAAAACAGGUUUUCAGGCAUAGAUUAUCUCUUUUUAAAAAAAUUGCUUGCCAGUACCAACACAACAUAUUCUCUGUAUAGGUACAGUGGACUACUAAUUUUGUGUUGUCCCUAUGAUAAAAUGUGCAUCAGUAACAAUGGCAGUGUCUUGGCUGACAUUCUGCUUGGUCCAGCUCACUUCUUGGGUGGUCAAGACAUGAAUUUUGCAGAUAUGUUUGUCUUAUUUCUUGGGUAUGAUGCUAUCUUACCAGUCCUAUUUUGCAAUGAUUUUUGGUGGUGACACAUGGCUAAAGCUCUUUGUCUUGUGCACUUACCUUUCACACUGUAAUGGACAUCAACACUCUUGCAGCUUUGAUCAGCCAGGACCGACACAUUGUGCCCUGCACUUGAGAUAUUUGUUACGUUUUGAAAAAAAAUGCGAUUUAGGGUUUUGUAGUGAUUUUGUUGUUUCCAGUUUCAUAUAAAUAAUGAAGGUAAGAUGCUUUUAUCUUGGCACAUGAAAGCACAAAAUUACAGAUUAUAACUUAUUUUAUUAUGGGGGAUGGGUAUGGUCAGCUAGUGGUUCAGCUAUACACAUGGCAGAUGUCUUAAGUUUAUGAAUGUUUGAGGUUCACUAGCUGCAAGGAACCAAUAUUUUGCAUUUGACAAUGAUAUAGUUGCUUUAAUGCACACUUUACGUCCCCUUUCUGACUAGUCCUGUUACAUGAAAACAUUUGAGCCUAAAGCUCACAUUUCACUGUUUCUGCCAUACACAUUGGCUUAUACUCACAGCUUUUGGACUAGGCUGAAUGACAAAAAGAGUUUGUCAAAACUUUUGAUGGUUGCUGUUCUGUUCUUAAAUUUGUUUAAAAAGUGACACAUUUGCAAUACUGUUUGAGGAUCCUGUGUUCCACAAUUAAAAAGAAAAAAAUUAAAAAUUUAAGCAGAAGUUUUAAUGAUGAUGGAAAUGUCCAAGUUGUUUCUUUUCUUAUAUGUAUUACAAAAAUGUAUUUUACAGUGUGUCUUCAAUGUUUUGACUAUUGCUUAGACCCUGUAUGAAAAGAAGGAGAUAGGACUAUUGUAUACUGAAAGUGUAUCUUACUGGGAUUAGGUUGUGAAUACUGAAUUGUUGUUAGAGGAUGCUGAUAUGGAUGAUGACCUGAUAAUAUGGGUGUUCAGCUUGUUGUACUACUUUUAGAAUGAGAAGUGUAAAUUGUGUACAUGAAGCAACAGGUCGGCAACAUUGCUUGCUUUCUGCAAGAGUGCAGCUAAGCUGGUAGUUUUAGUGUGUAUUAUUAAUUCAUUUAUUCAUUACUACCUUCACACUUUCAUUUGAUCAUUCAUCUGCUUUUCCUGGAAUCAUAUUGUCACUGGGUUGUCUUACAUGUGCAUACUUACUUGUGUUCAGUUUGUCUUAAUCACGUUGAUUAAGCAGAUUGCUUUAGUGACACCAAGUGUGCAAAGUAUGAAGUAAAACAUAUUAAACAUGACCAGCUUUCAA
Molecule: messenger RNA, 14540 nt
Organism: Pomacea canaliculata
Lineage: Eukaryota; Metazoa; Mollusca; Gastropoda; Architaenioglossa; Ampullariidae
Product: zinc finger protein GLIS2-like
Exons: 4
Coding region: 3074-5152 (692 amino acids)
Biological process (GO): regulation of transcription by RNA polymerase II
Cellular component (GO): PcG protein complex; nucleus; transcription regulator complex
Molecular function (GO): RNA polymerase II cis-regulatory region sequence-specific DNA binding; DNA-binding transcription factor activity, RNA polymerase II-specific
Source: RefSeq, a predicted model, not a curated record